This is a messenger RNA of Prorocentrum cordatum, 1461 nucleotides long. Lineage: Eukaryota; Dinophyceae; Prorocentrales; Prorocentraceae. The record is from the annotation of a GenBank genome assembly.
AGCCGCCGCAGCCCUCGGGGCCGAGCCCGGGGCCUCCCGCCGCCGGCGCCCCCGCCCCGUUGGGGGGCGCAGGUCGGGGGGCCUCCCGUCGAGGGCCACGGGCCCUCGGCGGCCCGCGGCCGCCCGCGGAUCCGCCCGCGGCGGCCGCCCCCCGGGGAUGUCGGGCGCCUCGCUCGCGGAGCGGCGCGGCCUGCCCUGGCGGCCGGCGUCGGCGGGCGGCGGCGGCUGCCGCGGCCGCGCGGCGCCGGAGGGGCGCUGGCCCCUGCAGGCCCGGGUGGCGGGCGAUGUCGCGGCCGCCAUGGUGGCGGAGGUGAGGGCCGAGGUCAGGAGUACGGUUGUGACCACCGUUGUGCAGGAAGUGGCGGCCGAGAUGCAGAGGUCGCUGUCGACCAUGUCGCAGUCCCUCGUGGCUCGGUUUCAGCGGGACCUCCGCGAAGAAGGGGCAAAGAUCCGCGAGGGCUUCGCCCAGGUGGGUGAGGCACUCGUGUGCCAGUCAACGGAGCAAUUGGUCCAGCUCAACCACUCAAUUUGCAAGAGUAUCGAGGAUUGCACUGUAGGUAUUGAUUCCACCCAGUUGGCGGAGGCCGUUGCCAAAUGCCAUAAUCACGAGGAGAUGAGUGCCGUGAAAGCGCAGCUCCUGUCAAAAUUUGACCACCUUGACGAGCUGUUCUCCAGGAUUGAAGCCUUCGCAGAGGGCAGUGAGCAGCUGCGCGAGCAGAUGACAUCAUUCUGCCAGCAAUCGUGGGAGUUUUCUGCCGAGCUCGAUGCUUCCAUCCGCAGGAGCAUGGAAGACUGCAAGGUGCAGGUGGACUGCAGCCAGAUGCUGGAUGCCAUUUCUACCAUAGCGUCCGCAUUGCCGCCGACGCCAGGCGGGUCUGGGCAAGCGGAGGUCGUGGAGGAGAAUGCCGACUGGUCGCCAGCGCAGUGGACGAACCAUUCGUCGAGAACCGCCGCCGACAGGACCUCGAGCUUCGAUGGCAUGCAGCACGGAGUUGGCGGGAUGGCGAAGCAGCUGGAGGUGAUGCUGGAGCAGAACUACUUUGCUCUGCUGAUGGAGAUUCGCAAGAUGAGCCAGGGCUCUGCAGUGGCGGAGCAGCAAUUUCCAGAGGGCCUGGACCGAUGGACAAGAUUCGCAAGGUUGGUGAGAUCUGCAGCCGUUGCCAACAGGUCUGGCACAGGUGCCGCGUGAUGGAGUCCCAUUUGAUUCGAUGAACUUGGCAGCUCUGUCAGUCUAAGAUAGAGAUGGGGCGCCCAAAGGGUCAUUGCAGUAUGCCGUCGUUCCUGGUUUUCUUCAUCCGCAGGCAAUGUUGAUGUAGCACGCGCCCAGUUCAUGUGAUACACCAGUUCACGGCAGUCGUGCUCUGCUGCCGGUGCGCGGGCGCAGCCUCUUCCCGAUGCGGAGUGCGCUGCCGCGUUGCGCCACGUCGUGGCAGACAGGUGUUUCGGAGGGAAGAAAAAGAA